Molecule: messenger RNA, 3732 nt
Organism: Prosopis cineraria
Lineage: Eukaryota; Viridiplantae; Streptophyta; Magnoliopsida; Fabales; Fabaceae
Product: pumilio homolog 4
Exons: 12
Coding region: 286-3264 (992 amino acids)
Biological process (GO): post-transcriptional regulation of gene expression
Cellular component (GO): cytoplasm
Molecular function (GO): mRNA binding
Source: RefSeq, a predicted model, not a curated record
UUCGAAGGCCAAGCCACGAUGAGCAAGAAUCUCAGGCCCACGCGAUCUCAUUCCUUCUUCUCCUCUGUCACAUUCCUAUCCCUGCUCUGAAAUUCUUCCGUCACGAAGCGUAGUUUCCAUUCUCUCCCGAAUCUCCCACCUUCCAACGAGAGAGACAGGAGAGGGAAAGAAACACAGCUGGGUUGUUUUCAGCUUCCUCUCCGUACAUGUAAGAAGGAUCAGGCUUUGGGUUUGUUCGUGUUGAUGUGAAGAUUCGCUUUUGAGGUGCGGAAUCUACGUUUGGAGAUGGCUGGUGGGAGUAAUUUAAAUAUGAAAACAGAGGGCUUGCAACCUCCGUCAAAUAGGAAUAUUGAAGAAACUUUGAAGAGUGAGCUUGAAAGGAUACUUCAAGAGCAGCGCGAUCCACAGUUAAUCUAUCAAGAAAGGGAUCUCAAUAUUUUUCGGAGUGGAAGUGCUCCUCCAACAGUAGAGGGAUCUUUGAGCGCGGUUGGUGGUCUUCUAAGGAACUCUGAUAUUGGAUUGGUCAAUAGUAGGAGCAGUAAUAAUAGUGGGCUUUUGACUGAAGAUGAGCUUCGUUCACAUCCCUCUUAUCUUUCGUAUUAUUAUUCACAUGAAAAUAACAAUCCAAGGCUGCCCCCACCAUUGGUGUCAAGAGAAGAUUGGCGUGCUGCUCAAAGGUUUCAGGUUGGUGGGUCUUCAUUUGAGGGAUAUGGAGACUGGAGGAAGAAGUUGGGUGCAAAUGGUAAUAGUUCAUCAUUAUUUUCAAUGCAGCCUGGAAUUUCAGUGCAACAGGCGGAGAAUGAUCUGAUGGAGCUGAGGAAAACCAGUGGCCGAAAUCUAUCUGGGCAGAAUUCUGCACAGUGGAUUGACCGUAGUACAGAUGGUUUGGCCAGAAUGUCUGGUGGGAGUCUUGGCGUGAGGAGGAAGAGUUUUGCUGACAUUCUUCAGGAAGGCCUUGAUCAGCCUGCUUCCAUGUCAGGUAAUAUGUCACGUCCAGCAAGUUACACUGCAUUUGCUGAUAUUAUGGAUUCAACUGGCACGGCUGAUCAUUACCCAACAGGUUUAUGCAAUGAAGUUAAAUCCUUGGAUUGCUUAAAUUCUGCAGCUGCUACUUCUGGUCUGGAUGGACUUCAGAACCAUGGUGUAAUGGUUUCUCAUGGUUUUGCAUCUGCUGUGGGUUCAUCCCUGUCAAGGGGUCCAACCCCUGAACCUCAGGUCAUUGGUAGACCUCGUGGGCCAGCACUUGCUCCUGGUGCUAGUAAAGCUGGGUUUGUUGAGAAUAAUGUAGGUUUGAGUGCCCAGAAAGUUCACUCUUCCAGCAUGACUGAACUUGCUGAAAUGAUGUCUUCUUUAUCUAGCAUGAAUUUGUCUAAUACUAGACAUGCAGAGCAAGAUAAUCUCCUGCAAUCUAGGCUACAAAAGGAAAUUGGUAAUCAUCCAGAUCUUUUAUUUAGAACAAUUAGUAAUGGUAACAACCUUGUUGAACUGCCCAGACAUGAUGAGAUUCUAAUGAACCUUAAUGCAAUGACUUCAAAUGAGCAAGCCAAUAUAAUGAAAAGAAGUGCUUCGUCUGCUAGUGUUCACUCAAAAGUCAAUUCUAUUGGAAAUGUCCAUCACACUCGUGCAAGUUUGCCAAGUAUAGAUGUUGCCGGCCUUGUUCAUGGUGCAUAUCCUGUAAACUCAAAUUUAAAUGCCGUGUACAAGAAUCACAUUGACACAGCUUUGGGAGAUCAGGGUGAUGGAAAAAGUUUAGAAUCAUUAGGAAAUCAAGUUGGUCCUGAUCUUCAUUCCUCAUCUGUGGACCCAUGCUUCAUCCAACGGGCGCGGCAAGGUUCUGAUUACUUGAUGCAUGGUCCAGGUGAUCUUUCUCAAGUGAGAAAUUUCUCUGGUAUUACACAUGGAGACUUUGAGGGACUUCAGAAAGCAUAUCUUGAGACACUUCUUUCUCAACAAAAGCAACAGUAUGAACUCUCACUUCUUGCCAAAUCUGGGUUUCUUAAUUAUGGGUUCUAUGGGAGUCAACCAUGUGGUCUUGGCAUAUCAUACUCAGGAAAGCAGAUCUCAAAUUCCUUACUUCCUUCUGUUGGAUCUGGAAAUCCACUGUUUGAGAAUGCAAGUGCAUCACAAUUGGAUUCUAUGGUGAAGAGUUCAAUAGGAGGUUCUAUUGGGUCAUGUCAUAGUGAUGUUGGCAAUAGCAUGGACGGUAGAUUUGUAUCAUCCUUACUAGAUGAGUUCAAGAACAAGGCUAGGUCUUUUGAACUUUCUGAUAUAGUUGGUCACAUGGUUCAAUUCAGUACUGAUCAGUAUGGGAGUCGCUUUAUUCAGCAGAAAUUAGAAACAGCCUCAGCCGAAGAAAAGAUGAAGAUAUUUCCUGAGAUGAUUCCUCAUGCUCGUACCUUGAUGACUGAUGUCUUUGGGAAUUAUGUUAUACAGAAAUUUUUUGAGCAUGGUGCAGAAAGCCAAAGAAUUGAGUUAGUCAGUCAACUAACUGGUCAUGUUUUACCUCUCAGUCUACAAAUGUAUGGUUGCAGAGUGAUUCAGAAGGCAUUGGAGGUGGUUGACAUUGAUCGACAAACUCAAAUGGUUGCAGAGCUUGAUGGUGCAGUGAUGAAAUGUGUACGUGAUCAAAAUGGUAACCAUGUUAUUCAAAAGUGUAUAGAGUGUGUACCUCAAGAUCGAAUUCAGUUCAUCAUCUCAUCUUUCUAUGGGCAAGUUGUGGCACUUUCUACCCAUCCAUAUGGCUGCCGUGUUAUUCAGAGGGUUCUGGAACAUUGUGAUGAUCCAAAUACGCAACAAAUUAUUAUGGAUGAAAUCAUGCAAUGUGUCUGCAAUUUAGCACAAGAUCAAUAUGGAAAUUAUGUUAUUCAGCAUGUCCUGCAACAUGGAAAACCGCAUGAACGAUCUGCUAUUAUCACCAAGCUCGCUGGGCAAAUUGUGAAGAUGAGCCAGCAGAAAUUUGCUUCUAAUGUUGUUGAGAAGUGCCUGACUUUUGGCAGUACUGAGGAGCGUCAACUUUUGGUGAAUGAAAUGCUCGGUACCACUGAUGAGAACGAGCCAUUACAGGCUAUGAUGAAGGAUCCUUUUGGAAACUAUGUUGUGCAAAAGGUUCUAGAGACAUGCGAUGAUCAAAGUCUAGCCCUGAUUCUUUCUCGGAUCAAGGUUCACCUAAAUGCCCUGAAGCGGUACACUUACGGUAAACAUAUCGUUUCUCGUGUUGAGAAGCUCAUAACUACUGGAGAAAGGCGCAUCGGUUUGUUGGCGUAGUCGACUUCUUCUGGCAUCCUUGUUGAGGAGGACAUGUCACCUAAUAAAGAACAUCCUUUUGUACAGUUAACACGGAUGUUGAUUAGUAAGUUCCUACAACGAGCCUUAACUGUGGAGAUUUUUAAAGCCUUGUAGAUAAACACACUCAGCUGGGCCGUUGAAAUAAGCUAUUUUUCUUCAAAACUCUGAAGGGGAGAGUCCACUCUGUAAGUUCAAGAUCAUUACGGUCAUGCCAAUUACUAGUCUUUUUGGGAGUAUAUAUGAUGAGGUCCUUAGUCUGUAAAGCAAAAAAAGUGUAAAUGGUUAAUUGCAGUACAAGUGGUCAGAUGAGGCUUUCAAGUUUCAUAUUGUAAUGUAUGUAAAUAUACUGCAAUCUUGAGGCUGUCUCCUGUCAAUAAUUAUCACGUAUUUUAUGACUCAUAUACCUUUGAGUAUUUUAUUGUAGGUCUUUCCUUUGUUGUGAGUUAA